AGGAGGAAGAGUCCAGCGAGGGGACAGACCGGACUGACGCAGACCCGGCAGCGGAAAGAGGAGACAGCCGCGUCCGUCCGUCCGUCCUCGAGGCCCCGGCCGGAGAUUUCUCCGCCCGUGCCGAGCGUCACCGGAGCAGAGCCAGCUGUGCGGAGCCGCGGAAGGCCCCGCCGGCGAGGUGGUCUCAGCCUCUCGGAGAAGCGCGCAGAGCCCCCCGCGGCGCCGGCCGGCCGGCGUAGGAAGGAUCCACAGAUGGGCUGCGCGUUCUCGUCGUCGCCGUCGCCACGGAAGCGUGAGCAGCGCGCCCAAGGGUACGAGGAGCCCGCCGUCCUCGCCGCCGAGACCUCCUUCACGGUGAACGAGGUGGAGGCGCUGUACGAGCUCUACAAGAAGCUCAGCUUCUCCAUCUUCAAGGACGGCCUCAUCCACAAGGAGGAGUUCCGGCUGGCUCUGUUCAGGACCAGCAGAGGGGCGAACCUGUUCGCGGACAGGGUGUUCGACCUCUUCGAUCUCAAGCGCAACGGCGUGAUCGAGUUCGGCGAGUUCGUGCGCUCGCUCAGCAUCUUCCACCCCAAAGCGCCUGAAUCUGAAAAGACCGCGUUUGCAUUCAAGCUGUACGAUCUGAGGGGGACAGGCUACAUCGAGAAAGAAGAGCUCCGGGAGAUGGUGGUGGCGCUUCUUGAUGAGUCCGACCUAUGUCUCUCCGAUAGCGCCGUCGAGGAGAUUGUCCAUAAUACGUUCAGUCAAGCAGACUCGGAUGGUGAUGGCAGGAUAGACCCCAAGGAAUGGGAGGAGUUUGUCAAGCAGAACCCAGCGUCGCUGAGGAACAUGUCACUGCCCUAUCUCCAGGACAUUACGACGACAUUUCCGAGCUUUGUAAUGCAUUCCGAAGUCGAAGACUACAGUGGAAUCAGCAAAUAAGGCACAAUUAACACUUAUUUUCGGUGUCAUAUGAUCCGUUGGUCCUGAGCUGGGAGGCAGCGCAUUCAAGAGUGAGCUGCAGCAGAAAUGUCUGGAACUCAAAUAGGAGGACAAGAGAUGGAAAUCCGGUUGAAGAUGACCGACGGUGCGUGAAGUAUACUAGCGGGUAGUGCGCGGCGGCAUGCCGCGCCACAUGGACUAAUUAGAUAUUUAGUUUUUUUUGUAAUAUUUGGUAAGUUGACCCAAGACUUCUUUUGUGGCAAGGUAGUUCAUACAAGAACAUGCUA
Triticum dicoccoides is the source of this 1208-nucleotide messenger RNA. Its product is annotated as calcineurin B-like protein 4. Gene Ontology annotation, biological process: calcium-mediated signaling. The record is from RefSeq and is a predicted model, not a curated record. Gene Ontology annotation, molecular function: kinase binding; calcium ion binding. Bases 253 to 921 code for a protein of 222 amino acids. Lineage: Eukaryota; Viridiplantae; Streptophyta; Magnoliopsida; Poales; Poaceae. The transcript has 8 exons.